Gambusia affinis (western mosquitofish) is the source of this 3018-nucleotide messenger RNA. RefSeq names its product dual specificity testis-specific protein kinase 2-like. The record is from RefSeq and is a predicted model, not a curated record. The transcript is spliced from 11 exons. Bases 687 to 2798 code for a protein of 703 amino acids. Gene Ontology annotation, molecular function: protein serine/threonine kinase activity; ATP binding. Gene Ontology annotation, cellular component: nucleus; cytoplasm. Gene Ontology annotation, biological process: actin cytoskeleton organization; positive regulation of stress fiber assembly; protein phosphorylation. NCBI's taxonomy places the organism in Eukaryota, Metazoa, Chordata, Actinopteri, Cyprinodontiformes, Poeciliidae.
UUCCUCCGCCAUACUUUACUCCAGAAUAGAUCCGUAUUGUAGAUAUCCCAAGAAGCGGCCGGGGAAACAAACCCAGACGGGAUUAUCAGGCUGACGCCGUCGAGGUACCGAAUGAUAAAAAUCUCUGGGCUAAACUAAACCUCCAGCAGUGGAACCGGGGACAUUUUCCUGGCCAGUCCGACAUUUGGACCGAGCCGAGCGGCCAAUCUGACCGCUGCUGCCUGCUUGUCAUUGACUGCUGCCGUUUUAACAGAAGCUAGGAUUAUAUUGGGCGAGGAACCUUGAUUGCUGGUGCAGUGUGUUGGGACUCCUCCAGGGCCUUCUGCCAGCACGUCCUCCUAACUAGCUGGAUGCUGAUGGAGGCAUUCAGGGACCGCAGGAAUUCCUAACACCAAAGCCUUCCAUGUUGGAUGCAGCGUUUGGAGAGCUGUGAGGAUGGGUAACUUUUGCAGGAAUAUUGGAUUUUUUUCUAAUGGUUUACCUGGAUUCUACUGCAUCCUCCAUUAAAGUGGAAAAUGAUGGCAUUUUAGUGUGGACCUGUCAAUAAAAUCAUCUAUAACUCCUCACCCUGAUUCUUCUGACACAAUGAUGGUGAGAGGCACCAUGUGGGAGUGCCUCAGGACUACCCAGGUGUAACUGCUUUUGGUAAGAACCAAAUAUCUGGACUGUAGUGGUCCACCAGCACCAUGGACCAUCACAAUGAGUGCUACCUCUGCAACCCUGAGGACGGGCCAGGAGGUCUGGAUGAGCCGCCACUUCACAGCAUUCACGCUCCCAACCGGAUCCGGCCGUCCUCAUACAGAGCCCUGAGGAGCGCGGUGUCCAGCCUGGCACGGAUUGACGACUUCUUCUGUGAAAAGAUUGGCUCAGGCUUCUUCUCCGAGGUUUUCAAGGUGCAGCACCGCAUCACCGGACAGGUAAUGGCCCUGAAGAUGAACACGCUAGCAAGCAACAAAGCUAACAUGCUACGAGAAGUGCAGCUGAUGAACAGACUUUGUCAUCCAAACAUUCUCAGGUUUCUCGGGGUUUGUGUUCAUGAAGGCCAACUCCACGCUUUGACUGAGUACAUAAAUGGAGGCAACCUGGAGCAGCUGCUGGACGGCGACCUGUACCUGUCCUGGAGCGUGAGGGUCGGUCUGUCUCUGGACAUCGCCCGAGGACUCGAGUAUCUGCACAGCAAGGGCAUCUUCCACAGAGACCUCACCUCCAAGAACUGUCUGGUUCGCUGUGAAAACGGGACGUUCACUGCUGUGGUUGGAGACUUUGGCCUGGCAGAGAAGAUCCCAGAUUACAGCGAUGGCGUGGAGAAGCAGCCGCUGGCCAUUGUGGGCUCUCCGUACUGGAUGGCGCCAGAGGUUCUGCGAGGAGAGCUGUACGAUGAGAAGGUCGAUGUGUUCGCGUACGGCAUCAUCCUGUGUGAGAUCAUCGCCCGCAUCGAAGCGGAUCCAGACUUCUUACCAAGGACAGAGGACUUCGGUCUGGACGUGCACGCAUUCGAGAACAUGAUAGGAGAUUGCCCAGCCGCAUUCUUCAGCCUGGCCGUGACCUGCUGUAACAUGAGCGCAGAGAGACGACCUUCAUUCUCUGAUAUCGUCUUCACAUUGGAGGCCAUGGGAGAAGACAGGCAGAUUCCCAUCACUCUUGAGCCAGUAAUGGUCAACGUCAGCCCAUACCGACGCCGUAGCUCCCCCUGUCACCCUGGAGACCACAGUCCACCGCGGCAGGGCCUAGCGAGGAGCCAGUCGGAUAAGUUGCCCCCAGCGGCCCUGACGCCUCCUCUCCUGGGUACACCGCCGCGGGUCAACCCCUUCUCUCUCCGAAGGGACCUAAACGGUGGCCGGUGUAAACUCUUGGACACGCCCAGCAAGUCUGUCAUCUCCCUGACCUUCACCCUGCCGGCGCUCUGCGACCCGUGUGCCUCGCCACGCCUCCUCCGAGGUACAACAGGGAUGCUAGCUCCACCGCGGAGGUGCCAGUCGCUCCCCUGCACACCGGAGAUUAGCCGGACCGCGGCGUUCCCCUGUGACGCAGAGCAGGAAAAGGACAGGAUUGGCCAGGUGGCGGGGGACGAGAAGGAGUGGGUGUCAGAGGAACGAAUGGUUGGACAAAGUUUGGAUACUACCGACGAGGAUUCUGGUCUUCCUCUUGAGCUGGAGAUGGUGUCUCUGGGACGUCUGGAUGAGGAGGAAGAGGAUGAGAACAACGAGGAGGGCGUCUGUCUCACCGAACCAAUGGACUGCACCAAGUCGCCAGAACCGGCAAAGAGAAUCCUGAACUCCACUCCUCUAAAGCCACUGCUCACCUCUACCUCCGGCUCUAACUUACGGACCAAGGCUUGGCGGCUCCCCUACGCCAACGGGCCGCCAUCUUUUCCCGCACUGCCCAAGCUGGACAACAACAACCUGUCGGAGCUGGUGAUUGGCCAGCAGGUGCAGUGGGGCGGAGGACGACACUCUAACGGCUAUGGCGAAGGCCAGGUCCCGUCCUCCGACCUCACUGGCUCCUCAGAGCGAGACGAGGUAAUUUCCUGUCCCAGCUGCUGUUUGGUGGGUUUGAGUUUCCCCUCAGUGUGCCUGCGUGGUUCUGCCCCCUUUCCGGUCUCCCAACGCCGGGCUUCGCUGCCCCGUCAGCGGCAGUACCAGAACCUCAACGGUACGAUAACGACUAGCAACGCGACCUCAGCGGCAGCUGCCGCCACGGCCGCCAGACCGCUCCUGUGUCGCAGCACCAACGGACUCGUAGCGGACCAGUCGGUACCACGUGAGCCCGGUCGGACUCUGCCAGAGGCGCAGUCGUAAAGCUCACCCUUCAGAGACGUCUCAGGAGGAUAAAACGCAACAACUCACGGCUAAAGUGAGACUCACAGUCCGGAGAAGGCUCGGAGUCAAAAUGACUGCCUCCUUCCCUGUUCUCCACAAAUUAAAGAUUCAACAGCAUGUCUUAACGAGGUCGCAUUCUAGUUCAGUGUAAACUAGCUGCUAUUCGCUUCUAGCUAGAGCCUUCUUCUUCUUACCGUUU